AAAGAAAGGGGGAGGGGUGAGCAGAGAAAUUGAGCCGAGGUAGCGGCGGGAACGACCCGGUGUUCCCGGUGAUAGUUGGAGAGAGACGGCUGAAGGAUUUGGGGGCAAGUUAGGUUUGCAGUGAUUGGAUCUUCUCCCUGCAGUGAUGUCCACCCCAGACCCUCCAAUGGGGGGCACUCCCCGGCCUGUACCUUCCCCCGGGCCAGGGCCUUCUCCUGGAGCUAUGCUAGGCCCCAGCCCAGGCCCCUCCCCUGGCUCUGCACACAGCAUGAUGGGACCAAGCCCCGGGCCACCUAUUCCUCCACAGGGACCUGCUGGGUACCCACCUGAAAAUAUGCACCAGAUGCACAAGCCAAUGGAUUCCAUUCAUGACAAAGCAAUCCCUGAAGACCCCCGAUACAAUCAGAUGAAGGGUAUGAGCAUGAGACCUGCUGCUCACUCUGGGAUGGGGCCUCCACCCAGUCCUAUGGACCAGCACUCUCAAGGAUACCCAUCACCUCUGGGCAACUCUGAGCACGUGCCCAGCCCUGUACCAUCUAAUGGUCCUCCCUCUGGCCCUCCGAUGCCUUCUGGGCCAUCAGCGGUGAAUAUGGAGAACUCGGACCCACAACAGCAGACAAGCCGAAGUCCUACUCCCUUCAACCAGAACCAGCUGCACCAGUUGCGGGCUCAGAUAAUGGCUUACAAAAUGUUAGCCAGGGGGCAAGCUUUACCCGACCACCUUCAGAUGGCAGUGCAGGGAAAGAGACCCAUGCCUGGGAUGCAACAACAGAUGCCAACACUACCUCCACCUGCUGCUUCGGGGACUGGCGCUGGUCCUGCCCCAGGCCCAGUGCCCCCUAACUACAACAGACCUCAUGGAAUGGCUGGUCCUACUAUGCCACCUCCCGGCCCUUCAGGAGCUCCACCUGGAAUGCCUGGCCACCCUGCUGGUGCUCCACCUAAGCCUUGGCCUGAAGGUCCCAUGGCUAAUGCAGCUGCCCCUGCCACUGCCCCCCAGAAGCUGAUUCCUCCACAGCCUACUGGCCGCCCUUCCCCUGCCCCUCCGGCUGUCCCACCGGCUGCUUCCCCCGUGAUGCCUCCGCAGACACAGUCUCCAGGCCAGCCGGCUCAGCCUCCUCCCAUAGUACAGUUUCACCCUAAGCCCAACCGCAUCACUCCCAUACAGAAACCGCGAGGCCUGGAUCCUGUGGAGGUGCUACAGGAACGGGAGUACAGGCUGCAGGCGAGAAUUGCACACAGGAUCCAGGAACUGGAAAAUCUUCCUGGUUCUUUGCCUGGAGAUCUAAGGACCAAAGCCACCAUAGAGCUGAAAGCUUUAAGGCUUCUCAAUUUUCAGAGACAACUGCGGCAAGAAGUUGUGGUCUGCAUGCGGAGGGACACGGCCCUUGAGACCGCCCUAAACGCAAAGGCCUACAAACGCAGCAAGCGGCAGUCCCUGCGCGAGGCGCGUAUCACGGAAAAACUGGAAAAGCAGCAGAAGAUUGAGCAGGAGCGCAAGAGGAGACAAAAGCACCAGGAGUAUCUAAACAGCAUCCUCCAACAUGCCAAGGACUUCAAGGAAUUCCAUCGCUCAGUCACAGGGAAGAUCCAAAAACUGACAAAGGCUGUGGCCACGUACCAUGCCAACACCGAGCGAGAGCAGAAGAAGGAGAAUGAAAGGAUUGAGAAGGAGAGAAUGCGCAGGCUCAUGGCUGAGGAUGAGGAGGGCUACAGAAAGCUGAUCGAUCAGAAGAAAGACAAGCGUCUGGCCUACCUCCUGCAGCAGACGGACGAGUAUGUAGCAAAUCUGACGGAACUGGUGCGGCAGCACAAGGCAGUGCAAGCCCUCAAAGAAAAGAAGAGAAGGAAAAAGAAAAAGGUGCAAGAGAUCACAGAAGGCCAGCAAUCGGCACUUGGACCUGAUGGAGAGCCACUGGAUGAGACCAGCCAGAUGAGCGACCUCCCAAUCAAAGUGAUCCAUGUGGAAAGCGGAAAGAUCUUGACGGGUGCUGAUGCGCCAAAGGCUGGGCAGCUGGAGGCAUGGCUUGAAAUGAACCCUGGGUAUGAAGUUGCACCACGGUCCGAUACCGAGGAGAGUGAAUCAGAGGAUGAGGAAGAGGAAGAAGAUGAACAACAGCAGCCUUCAGUCACUUCCCUGCUGGCUGUGGACGAGACUAAAAAAAUUGCUGAUCCAGACAGCGACGAUGUGUCUGAGGUGCAUGCACGGGAAAUAAUAGAUAAUGCCCGACAGGAUGUGGAUGACGAGUACGGUAUAUCACAUGCUGAGACCAGUGGCCUCCAGUCUUACUAUGCAGUGGCGCACGCAGUAAGUGAGAAGGUGGACAAGCAGUCAACCCUGUUGGUUAACGGCAUCCUGAAACAGUAUCAGAUUAAGGGCCUGGAGUGGCUGGUCUCCCUGUACAACAAUAACUUGAAUGGGAUCCUUGCCGAUGAGAUGGGUCUGGGAAAGACUAUUCAGACCAUUGCUCUGAUUACAUACCUCAUGGAACACAAGCGCAUCAACGGGCCUUUCCUCAUCAUUGUGCCACUGUCGACUUUAUCCAACUGGGUUUAUGAGUUUGACAAGUGGGGUCCGUCGGUGGUGAAAGUCUCCUACAAGGGCUCUCCUGCUGCUCGCCGCGCUUUUGUUCCAAUGCUCCGCAGCGGGAAAUUCAACGUCCUCCUCACUACAUACGAAUACAUCAUUAAGGAUAAGCACAUACUAGCCAAGAUCCGUUGGAAGUAUAUGAUUGUGGAUGAAGGUCAUCGAAUGAAGAACCAUCACUGCAAGCUGACGCAAGUCCUGAACACACACUACGUAGCCCCCCGGCGCGUGCUUCUCACCGGUACCCCGCUGCAGAACAAGCUUCCUGAGCUGUGGGCUCUUCUCAACUUCCUGCUCCCCACUAUAUUCAAGAGCUGCAGCACUUUUGAGCAGUGGUUUAAUGCCCCCUUUGCCAUGACUGGAGAGAAGGUGGAUCUAAACGAGGAAGAAACAAUCCUAAUUAUCCGCCGUCUCCAUAAAGUCCUUCGUCCCUUCUUGCUCCGGCGACUUAAAAAAGAAGUGGAAGCUCAACUGCCCGAAAAGGUGGAAUAUGUUAUCAAGUGCGACAUGUCGUCAUUACAGCGCGUUCUGUACAGGCACAUGCAGGCCAAAGGGGUGCUGCUCACAGACGGCUCUGAGAAGGAUAAAAAGGGCAAGGGAGGCACCAAGACCCUCAUGAACACUAUUAUGCAGCUAAGGAAGAUCUGUAACCAUCCGUACAUGUUCCAGCACAUAGAGGAGUCAUUUUCUGAACACUUGGGAUUCUCGGGAGGAAUUGUACAGGGGGCAGACCUCUACCGGGCAUCUGGGAAGUUUGAGCUCUUAGAUCGGAUACUGCCCAAGUUGAGAGCCACCCAGCACAAGGUCCUGCUCUUUUGCCAGAUGACCACCCUCAUGACGAUCAUGGAAGAUUAUUUUGCUUAUCGUGGCUUUAAAUACCUCCGAUUGGACGGCACCACCAAGGCAGAAGAUCGUGGCAUGUUACUAAAAACAUUUAACGAGUCCAGUUCUGAAUACUUUAUCUUCCUGCUCAGCACACGUGCUGGGGGUCUGGGCUUGAACCUUCAGUCGGCAGACACUGUUAUCAUAUUCGAUAGUGACUGGAACCCACAUCAGGAUUUGCAGGCUCAGGACCGAGCUCACCGAAUCGGGCAGCAGAACGAGGUGCGAGUGCUGCGCUUGUGCACUGUGAACAGCGUGGAGGAAAAGAUCCUGGCCGCCGCCAAGUAUAAGCUAAACGUGGAUCAGAAAGUUAUCCAGGCCGGGAUGUUCGACCAAAAAUCCUCCAGCCAUGAGCGCAAGGUCUUCCUGCAGGCCAUUCUAGAGCAUGAAGAACAAGAUGAGGAGGAAGAUGAGGUGCCAGACGAUGAGACUGUGAAUCAGAUGAUCGCUCGACACGAGGAAGAGUUCGACCUUUUCAUGCGUAUGGAUCUGGACAGGCGAAGAGAGGAAGCCCGUAAUCCCAAACGCAAACCUCGCCUCAUGGAGGAAGAUGAGCUGCCGUCCUGGAUCAUUAAGGACGACGCCGAGGUUGAGCGCCUUACUUGCGAAGAAGAAGAAGAAAAGAUGUUUGGCCGCGGCUCCCGUAACCGCAAGGAGGUGGAUUAUAGUGACUCGCUCACGGAAAAGCAGUGGCUGAAGGCCAUAGAAGAGGGCACUCUAGAAGAGAUUGAGGAAGAAGUGCGCCAGAAGAAAACCACUCGCAAGAGGAAGAGAGAUAUAGACCCUUGCAUAGUCAUGCCCACCACAAGCACACGGGGCAGGGAGAGGGAUGACGAGGGUAAGAAACAGAAGAAGAGGGGGCGGCCCCCUGCCGAGAAACUUUCCCCAAACCCCCCAAAACUCACAAAGAAAAUGAAGAAGAUUGUGGAUGCCGUCAUUAAGUACAAAGACAGUGGAAACGGGCGCCAGCUAAGUGAAGUUUUUAUCCAACUGCCAUCCCGUAAGGAACUCCCUGAGUACUACGAGCUGAUCCGUAAGCCAGUGGACUUCAGGAAGAUCAAGGAGAGGAUCCGAAACCAUAAGUACCGCAGCCUAAAUGAUCUGGAGAAAGACGUCAUGCUGCUGUGUCAGAAUGCUCAGACCUUCAACCUGGAGGGCUCCUUGAUCUAUGAAGACUCGAUUGUGCUCCAGUCCGUGUUCACCAGUGUGAGACAGAAGAUCGAGAAGGAAGAGGAGAGCGAGGGAGAGGAGAGUGAGGAAGAGGAGGACGUGGAAGAAGAAGGCUCAGAGUCUGAGUCUCGCUCCGUGAAGGUGAAGAUUAAACUGGGUCGCAAGGAGAAGGGGCAGGAGAGGAUGAAGGGACGCAGGCGGACCGGCCGAGGGUGCAGAGCCAAGCCGGUGAUCAGCGAUGAUGAUAGCGAGGAAGAACAAGAAGAGGCCAAUGAGCGCUCAGGGAGCGGAAGCGAAGACGACUGAAGUAGAAUCUCGUAACAUUCCUUCAAGCCCCCUCACGUCUCAUUCCACAGCGUGCCACUGGAACGCCGACUCCAACCCCUGAAGUACCACGCACCCCCCCCUAAACCCCACCCCUCCCUCCUCGGAACCCCUUCCUUUCGGUAGGUCGCUAACGGGUAGCCAGAAAUGUAGUGAGCUGUACAAAGUAAAUUCUUCCAUAUUUAUAUAAACGAUGAGAUGUAGGGACGCGCCCGUCUGUAGCAAGGCAAACGCAUUAAGUAUCGGGCCCGACUGCUCGGCCUCUCAGGAUAGGUUAAAAGGAUCGACUUCUGAUUCUAUAUGAAUAUAUAUUAUUUUUUUUUUUACGGCAGUACUGUUUGCGUUACAGUAUGGAAUCACUGUAGUGUCGGCCCCGUGGAUGCAUGCUGUUAGCAAUCCACCCUUUUAGUACUGUAUUUUACAAAAAACAGGUCAAAAUCAAGCCCAGCGUCCCGUCCCCCUCCCCCUCCCUCAUGUUGCUGCACAGGGAGGGGCGGGGCUGGCGGCGGUAGCUGUAUGUAUGUGUGUCAGUGUCACUGGAUUUCAAACCGUUAUAAAUUAAACCCAAGAUGGAAUACCUC
Molecule: messenger RNA, 5544 nt
Organism: Xenopus tropicalis (tropical clawed frog)
Lineage: Eukaryota; Metazoa; Chordata; Amphibia; Anura; Pipidae
Gene: smarca4
Product: SWI/SNF related BAF chromatin remodeling complex subunit ATPase 4
Exons: 34
Coding region: 146-4945 (1599 amino acids)
Biological process (GO): chromatin remodeling; regulation of DNA-templated transcription
Cellular component (GO): nucleus
Molecular function (GO): ATP binding; nucleotide binding; hydrolase activity
Source: RefSeq, marked validated